UGUGAAGAUGUCAGUGGGCUGUGCAUGCCCUGGCUGUUCCUCUAAGUCAUUCAAGCUGUACUCGCCAAAGGAGCCCCCGAACGGCAACGCCUUCCCCCCUUUCCACCCAGGCACCAUGCUGGAUCGAGAUGUGGGACCUACUCCGAUGUACCCACCAACAUACCUGGAGCCUGGAAUCGGGAGGCACACGCCGUAUGGGAACCAGACUGACUACAGGAUAUUUGAGCUCAACAAGCGACUGCAGAACUGGACAGAGGAAUGUGACAAUCUGUGGUGGGACGCCUUCACCACGGAGUUCUUUGAGGAUGAUGCCAUGUUAACAAUCACUUUCUGCUUGGAGGAUGGACCAAAGAGAUACACUAUCGGCCGGACUCUGAUUCCCCGUUACUUCCGCAGCAUCUUUGAAGGGGGUGCUACAGAGCUCUACUAUGUGCUCAAGCACCCCAAGGAGUCCUUCCACAACAACUUUGUCUCACUGGACUGCGACCAGUGCACCAUGGUCACCCAGCACGGCAAGCCCAUGUUCACCCAGGUGUGUGUGGAGGGGCGGCUGUACCUGGAGUUCAUGUUUGAUGACAUGAUGAGGAUAAAGACCUGGCACUUCAGCAUCCGCCAGCAUCGAGAGCUCAUCCCCCGCAGCAUCCUUGCCAUGCAUGCACAGGACCCCCAGAUGCUGGACCAGUUAUCCAAGAACAUCACCCGCUGUGGGCUCUCAAACUCCACACUCAACUACCUCCGACUCUGUGUAAUCCUAGAACCAAUGCAGGAGCUCAUGUCACGGCACAAGACCUACAGCCUCAGUCCCCGGGACUGCCUCAAGACCUGCCUCUUCCAGAAGUGGCAACGGAUGGUUGCUCCACCUGCGGAGCCAGCGCGGCAGCAACCCAGCAAGCGUCGGAAAAGGAAGAUGUCAGGAGGCAGCACGAUGAGCUCGGGUGGGGGAAACACAAACAACAGCAACAGCAAGAAGAAAAGCCCGGCCAGCACCUUUGCCCUGUCCAGUCAGGUACCUGAUGUGAUGGUGGUAGGCGAGCCCACGCUGAUGGGGGGGGAGUUUGGGGACGAGGACGAGCGGCUCAUCACCAGGCUGGAGAACACACAGUUUGACGCUGCCAACGGCAUCGACGACGAGGACAGCUUCAACAACUCGCCAGCGCUGGGGGCCAACAGCCCCUGGAACAGCAAACCGCCCUCCAGCCAGGAGAGCAAGUCAGAGAACCCCACGUCGCAGGCGUCGCAGUAACGGCCCCCCAGCCGCCCCGUGGACUCAGUCCCAACCGAUCUACCUGUACAUUUGCAACAGAGAGUGACUGGGAAGCGGUGAGGUACCGGGGGCGGAUUGGCUCCAUGUGGCCCACCAUGGGGUGCAUGGCCUGGGGUGAACGCCAGGCUGGCAGCCUCCAGCCCUCUCCCCCCGACGCCUCCUCGCUCCCCCCAUCCCUGCCUCCCUGCCGGACCCCAGGACAGGGGUGGGUUUCCGGGGCUGUAGCUUCAUUAUUCCCCAUUCUCUCUCUUUCUCCCUGCUUCUUUCUUGUACAGUUUCUCAUCCCCACCCUGAUGUGCCCAGCCCCUGCCUGCUGAGCAGGGAGAAUUAGGAGGGAGGUGUUGGCAGUGGCUAGCGCGAUGGGGAAGCCGGUGGCAUGCAGAUGCCAUGUCUUGUGGUCUGGCACAGCCUGGAGACCCUCCUCCUCCUUCUUGGGUCCUACAGCUGGGGUUUGCUGCAGAAGCCACCUGUACCAGGGUUGCACAUCCUCAGCCCAACCCAGGGCUGAGUGGGUGGGGUGGUGAUGGAAAGCCUUCCCUAUGCCGCUGGCUCUGCCUCCUCCAUCUGUGGUCAGAUCCUGCUGCACUGAGGUGGUGUCAAGGAUAAGGCCUCAUCACAAUUCCCUGCUCUCCUGCACCCUCCCCUUCCCCUCAAUCCCAGGGGCAAGAACACAGCAGGGCAAGGGGGGGAGUCUGUAUAUAGAAAGUGCUUGGGGGAGGUCUGGGGGAGGCCAU
Indicator indicator is the source of this 1998-nucleotide messenger RNA. RefSeq names its product LIM domain binding 1 (gene LDB1). NCBI's taxonomy places the organism in Eukaryota, Metazoa, Chordata, Aves, Piciformes, Indicatoridae. Gene Ontology annotation, biological process: nervous system development; negative regulation of transcription by RNA polymerase II; positive regulation of transcription by RNA polymerase II. The transcript has 11 exons. The coding region runs from base 8 to 1243 and encodes 411 amino acids. Gene Ontology annotation, molecular function: LIM domain binding. Gene Ontology annotation, cellular component: transcription regulator complex; nucleus. The record is from RefSeq and is a predicted model, not a curated record.